Messenger RNA from Varroa destructor (honeybee mite), 1591 nucleotides. RefSeq lists its product as uncharacterized. The record is from RefSeq and is a predicted model, not a curated record. Lineage: Eukaryota; Metazoa; Arthropoda; Arachnida; Mesostigmata; Varroidae.
UAGUGGAUUAUUGCAUCGAGACUUAUCAAUUGCCAUACAGUAAUAUCUGUUAAAAAAGCAGCUGUGAAUCCAUCAGAACUAGGAUGAGCCUUCAACCUCAACCCAGAUCGGAACUCAUGAAGAUGUUGGAUGAGAACCACUAUCUAAUACAUCACAUCACGGAUCUUCAAAAUAAGGGUCGGGUCGCCGAUUGUCAUGUAGUUCAAAAACAUCUUCUCAAAAAUCUUCUUUAUCUCGGUACCUUAGCAAACGAACAAAUAAAAAAGGAGGAAAUGCAGCUAUCACCUUCAACUCGCUCAAGGUGGCGUACUCAAUCGAAAAUAUCCCAUGUUGCAACGCUACCAAUCACGAGUCUCGACGCUGACAAGUGCCUUAAACCAAAUGAGGCGUUGCCUACCGCCGCGCAACAUAAGGCUUCUGUGGUUACCUCUACACCUCCUCAAGAAACUCCGGUGAUCGUCAAUAUGGCACGUCCCCGGAGACUUCAGUCGACGUUUGUCGAAGGGAACUCGAUGUCUGCUCCAUAUCGACCUUUAGUGCGUGUCCAGGUUCCAAUGAGCGCGACUGUCACUGCUGAAUCGAUCUCAGCGAUACCACAGGUAACAGGGACCGCUAUUCCUUUGCAGCGCCCUAUUGCAGUCACCAUGCCUCAAACGACGCAGCUUCAAACAAUUCAAUCGCACAGGUGUUCCCAUGAGGUCCCGCAGUCAGGCUCCAUUACUUCGCCUGGUGGGACCAUCCGAAUUCAGGCAAUUCCUGCAUCUAGCAACAACAUCAUCGUAGCCCCAGCAGGACAGGUCUUACAAAAUCCGAUGAGUGCCAGCGGCUCAACACGGCUUAGUAGUUCGAUCAUUAUUCCUGUAGCAUCUAGCGGCAUACCUCAAGAGCCAGCUCAUGCUGACGCCAGCGCCAGCGUAUCCGUUCAGUCUAGUUCGGCGGUACCUGUUCAGCAAUUUAUUGCCACAAUGACAUCUCAGGGUAUGGUUCUUGUGCCAAUGACACCCGCACCUUAACGCCCCAGGUCCAUCAAGUGAAUAACGCGAUUAUAAAAGUUGCGACUGCUACUCCUCGUCAGUACCUUUGAUUUGUUAUAGACUGUGAGUUACGAGAGGGUGCUAGACGUCUCCAUGAUUUAAUGGCUACUAUGCGGCACACAUAUGUGCUCACGUACCUCUCGCUAGCUCUUAAAUAUAUUGUAAAAAAGCAAAGCCAAAAACAACGUUGUGAGAAAUUAGGGCGGGAGCAUCAAUCGGACUUGCUUAUUAGACAUAUUGAGAAAAGAACCAUUAGGAUCAGAAAGAGGGUUUCAGAAAACGGACUAAAGUUUACGUAAGUUUAAGUAAGUAGAACACAAACCAUUUUACAACGAAAUUAUUUUGCAAUGCUGUAGUAACUGAAGCAAUUGCAUUAAAACUUGAAAAAAAAAACAAUUAUCUGUGCCAGGCGUUGAGGCCAAGAGUUGAAAACUUUCGCGAAGAAAAAUUGUAUACUUCGUUAAAAAUGUAUAAAAAUAUAGAAUUGUAUAUACUUCACCAUUUUCAGCUUUUUGUGUAGAGCUGUAUAAACAUUCUCGAGUUGUUGAUAAAUAAAU